AUGGCAAGUGGUGUCAAGAACUACUACCAGAUAGCGAAAUGUUUCAGGGAUGAGGACCUCCGGGCGGAUAGACAGCCAGAGUUUACCCAGAUCGAUAUGGAAAUGGCUUUUGCUGAUGCCGGAGACGUUCGCGAGGUAGUCGAGAAGGUUGUAAUCAACAUAUGGAGGGAUACAAGGGAAUUACCUCUAUACAAAGCUGUCGACGAUACUCAGCUGACAGAACUGAAGGCAACAGAAUCAUUUCCAAGAUUGACGUACAAAGAGGCUCUUUUUAAGUACGGAAUUGAUAAGCCUGACUUGAGGUACACCCACACGUUUAUCGAUUUGACCGAGUUCACCAGCGAGGUGAAAGGAAAUUCGAAAUUUCCGAUUUUCGAGGUUUGUAUUUUGCGCGAUCUGAAAAAUAAGUGUUCCGGGAAGAUUCCAAGUGAGAUUUUCAGCGAUUUGGAGUACAGGGAUAGAAAACCUGUGGUUGUUGAGAUUCGUUCAACGGAGGACUGGACGGAUGCGUUUGCGCCACUAGUCAGGUUCGAUCCUACCCGAUUGGAAGAGCUGAAACUGAAGUUGCACCUUCAAGAGGGUGAUGUCAUUGCAGGCUCUACCAGAGCGGAGUUCCCCUACGAAAACCCAACCCCUCUCGGGAAAUUCAGACAGAUCGCAAUCAAGGAACUGCCUGAACAGUACAGAAGAGCUCUUGUUGAUGGAAAUGGCACGCUCAUAGAGAAGCCCCUCGAGGAUGUGUUUGUUGCUAGCUGGGUGGUGGAUUUUCCUCUGUUCAGCCCUUCCGAGCAGGAAUCCGCGGAUAAGAGCGGGUAUCCUACAUACGACGAGUCCAAGAUCGUCUCCACACAUCAUCCAUUCACCAUGGUUCAUCUUGAUGACUUCGAUCAGCUUUUCACCAACCCACUAGAGGUUCGUGGGGAACACUAUGAUUUGGUGAUCAAUGGCGUUGAAGUCGGAGGUGGAUCACGAAGAGUGCACCAUCCUGAGCUGCAGAGAUACAUCUUCAAGUCCAUUCUCGGGAUAGAAGACCCAGACAUCCUCUUUGGGCAUCUUCUUCAAGCAUUUGCCACAGGCUGCCCUCCCCAUGCCGGAUUGGCUAUUGGAUUCGAUAGAAUGUGUGCAAUGCUUCUAGGAAUCACGAGUAUUCGUGAUGUCAUUGCAUUUCCAAAGAACCAGGCUGGCGUUGACGCUGUCGUAAACAGUCCCAGCAAGGUAACCCAGCAAGCACUCGGCAACUAUCACAUCAAAGUGGCUAAAGAGUGA
Molecule: messenger RNA, 1266 nt
Organism: Kuraishia capsulata CBS 1993
Lineage: Eukaryota; Fungi; Ascomycota; Pichiomycetes; Pichiales; Pichiaceae
Exons: 1
Coding region: 1-1266 (421 amino acids)
Biological process (GO): aspartyl-tRNA aminoacylation
Cellular component (GO): mitochondrion; cytoplasm
Molecular function (GO): ATP binding; aspartate-tRNA ligase activity
Source: RefSeq, a predicted model, not a curated record